AUUUUUUAUCAUUUCUUGGUUUUUUAUUUUUAUUUUUUUUUAUUGUGUAUUUUCUUUUUAGGAAAAACCUUUUAAGUAACGAAGAAAUUUAAUUAAAUUCAAAAUUCAAAAUUCAGAAAAUGAAUUCUUUAGUAAACCAUCCAAUGGGUGGUUUUAACAAAGAAAAGCUUCAGAGCCUUGUUCAGCGCGUUCGAUAUCUUCAAUCUCAAGGAGCCAAGGAAGAUAAUAAUCCAGAAUAUGCUCAGAUCAUGAGCUUUCUGAAAAAUUUACAAAAUAGUCAACAACAAAGACAACAAUUACAGCAAAUGCGACCUGGUAUGAACAUAGAUCAAGUAGCUUCUUCUAAUCCUUCUUCAACUAUUGCUUCACCAAUUACAAGUGGGCAUGAUAUGCCUACAGCUUUUACUCAGACUCAACUAGCUGCUUUGAGACAUCAGAUUUUAGCUUAUAAACUUAUUUCAAAAAAUAUGGCUUUACCACCUCAUCUUCAACAAGCUGUUUUAACUCCUACUACAGCACUUUCUAUGGAGGGUAUGAUUCCUGUAGGUCAACCACCAUCCUCUUUGAAUGUCAAUCCUAUCACUACAAACAAUAUAGAUCAUGCUCAAACCUCUGGUGUUUCGAAUGCUGCUGCUGCUGUUGCUGGAAAUAGGAUAGGUAAUUCUACAAUUAGUACCACUGUCACGACUACAGCUGCUGGUACUCCCUCUCAGUCUUCCUCUGCUCCCUCCGGCCAAAUCAACACAACUAUCAAUAAUAAUAAUAAUAAUAAUAAUCAACAGAAAAUUGAAUAUAAUGCUUAUGCAUCACCUUACGACUUAUUGAAAAAGCCUAUUAAUGCCUUUACACAUGCCUCACGUCAACAGCAUUUAUUAAUCCCAAGCAUUACACCAAUCGGCCUCGACCCUUGUUCCAUUAUCUCGGAACGUAAAAGACGCAUGUUAAAUCGUAUACAACAUCGCAUUCAAGAACUUGAAAAUUUACCCAGCAAUUUGAAUGAUUCGGUGAAUAGGUUGGAAGAGGAAAUUCGUAAGCCAACAGGUACGAUUAAAUUAAAGGCUAUUAUUGAGCUAAAAGCAUUACGUCUGUUAAACAAGCAAAGACAAUUGAGAGAGGAGAUUGUGGCUGGUCUCAAACGUUCAACCACACUUGCAACCUCAGCUGAUAGAUUAGCCUAUCGUCGUAUGAAGAAACAAUCAUUACGUGAGGCACGUAUGACAGAAAAAAUUGAACGACAACAACGUACAGAUCGUGAACAUCGUGAAAAGCAAAAGCAUUUGGAUUACCUUCAAACCAUUUGUGAUCACGGUCGUAGUCUUGUUGCUGCACAAGCCAAUUGGAGAUCGAAACAGAAUAAGUUGGGUCGUGCUGUUUUACAAUAUCAUCAGCAUAUUGAGAAGGAGGAACAGAAACGGGCUGAACGUAUCUCUAAAGAACGUAUUCGUGCUUUAAAGAAUGAUGAUGAAGAAGCCUACAUGAAAUUGAUUGAUGAGGCCAAGGAUACUCGUUUAACACAAUUGUUGAAACAAACAGGUGCCUUCUUGGAUUCUUUAACUCAGGCUGUAAAAGAACAGCAAAACGAUCAUCGACAAGAUCGUUCAUUCAGCUUGGAUAAUGAUGAUGAUGAUGACGAUAUGGCAGCCAAUGACCCCGAUGCCAAGAAUGAUUAUUUCCAGGUUACACAUCGUAUCAAGGAAGAAGUCACUCAGCCUGAUAUCUUGGUGGGUGGACGAUUAAAGGAUUAUCAAUUAAAAGGUCUGCAAUGGAUGGUGUCACUUUAUAACAAUCAUUUGAAUGGUAUUUUGGCUGAUGAAAUGGGUUUGGGUAAAACAAUUCAGACAAUUAGUUUGAUUACUUAUUUAAUUGAAAAGAAAAGACAAAAUGGUCCUUAUUUAAUUAUUGUUCCUUUAUCUACACUUACCAAUUGGACACUUGAAUUUGAGAAAUGGGCGCCUUCUGUCAAGACAAUUGUCUACAAGGGACCUCCUAAUACACGUAAAGAACUUCAAAAUGAAAUUCGUUAUAAUGAUUUCCAAGUCCUUUUGACUACAUUUGAAUAUAUUAUCAAAGAUAGACCUGUUCUUAGUAAAGUGAAAUGGUUACAUAUGGUUGUAGACGAAGGUCAUCGUAUGAAAAACACCAAUUCUAAACUUACUGUCGUUCUUAGACAAUAUUAUCAUACCCGUUAUAGACUUAUUUUGACUGGUACACCUCUUCAGAAUAAUUUACCAGAAUUAUGGGCUUUACUUAAUUUCAUUUUACCUAAAAUUUUCAAGAGUGUAAAAAGUUUUGAGGAAUGGUUCAACACACCCUUUAAUAAUCAAGGUGUAGCAGAUAAGAUUGGUUUAAAUGAAGAAGAACAACUUUUGAUUAUUAAACGUCUUCAUAAGGUGCUUCGUCCCUUUUUAUUAAGACGUUUAAAACGUGAUGUAGAAGCUGAAUUGCCUGAUAAAGUAGAGCGUGUCAUUAAAUGUAAAUUAUCUCCUCUUCAAGUUCAUCUCUAUACUCAAAUGAAGCGUAACGGUACACUCUACACGUCAGACGUUGUGAAGGGUAAAACAGGUGUAAAGGGUCUUAAUAACACGAUCAUGCAAUUACGUAAGAUUUGUAAUCAUCCUUUUGUCUUUGAAGAAGUGGAAUCGGUUGUUAAUCCAAGUGGCUUAUCCAACGAAUUACUUUAUAGAACCUCUGGCAAAUUUGAAUUGUUAGAUCGUAUGCUUCCUAAAUUAAAGGAGACAGGUCAUCGAGUCUUGAUCUUCUUCCAGAUGACACAAGUGAUGAGUAUUAUGGAAGAUUUUCUAAACUGGAAGGGCUUUUCUUACUUGCGUCUUGAUGGCUCGACAAAGGCAGAUGAUCGUUCAGAACUUUUAAGGUUAUUUAAUGCAGAGGAUUCACCUUACUUUGUGUUUUUAUUGAGUACACGUGCAGGUGGUCUUGGUCUGAACUUACAAACGGCAGAUACAGUCAUUAUCUUUGAUUCUGAUUGGAACCCUCAUCAAGAUCUUCAAGCACAAGAUCGAGCUCAUCGUAUUGGUCAAACAAAGGAGGUUCGUAUCUUCCGUCUGAUCUCUACCAAUUCAGUAGAGGAGAAUAUCUUGGCCAGAGCCAAUUUCAAGCUUGAUAUUGAUGGUAAAGUCAUUCAAGCAGGUAAAUUCGAUAAUCGUAGUACAGAAGAAGACCGAGAGGCGUUCUUGAGAUCACUUUUGGAAGAUAAAGCGGAUGAAGAUAAUGAUGGUGAUGACGAAGAUAUUGAUGAUGAAGAGUUGAAUGAGAUGCUUCAAAGAAGUGAAGCCGAUCUUGAGGUCUUCCAUCGUCUUGAUGAUGAAAGGGAAGAAAAUGAUAAACGACUUUGGCAGGUGUUAGGACGUCGUGGUAAACCUGAACGUUUAAUUACAGAGGAUGAAUUACCUGACAUUUAUUUAAAUGAUGAUCCUUUACCUACGCAAGAUGAGGAUCAACAUCAUUUCGGACGUGGACAACGUGCAAGAGAGACGGUACGAUAUGAUGAUGGAUUGACAGAAGAACAAUGGCUAAAUGCACUUGAAGAUGAAAAUGUUGAUUUAGAAGAACUGAUUGCCAAGAAAGAAAAGAGGAGACAGAAGCGAAUGGCACGUCUGUUAGGUGAACCUGAGCCUAUGAUAGAUGAACCAAAACGUCUAGGUCGACGUAGACGUGAAGAAAGUGUUAGUGUUGCUUCUGAGGAACCUGUGAGUAGAAAGAGAGGUAGACCAAAGAAGAGUGAACUUGAUAAACGUAAACGUGGUAGAAAUGAUACAGAAUUAAAUAAACCUGAUACUUUACCAACACAUAUUAGAGAGAGUCUAACAAAGGUAUUUAAAGCAUGUUAUCAGGCAGUUGAAGAAGCUACUGUGGAAGAUGAAGAAACCUACCGUAGUCGAAGUGAAUUGUUUAUGGAUCUUGUUAGUAAACGUGAUUAUCCAUUAUAUUAUACAAUGAUCAAAAACCCGAUAUCAAUGAAUAUGAUUAAGAAACGUAUUCAUUCUACUUUUUAUAAGAAUAUCGCACAGUUUAGAGAUGAUUUCCAUCUAAUGUUUAAUAAUGCAAGGAUAUUUAAUGAAGAAGGAUCGUUUGUAUACGAAGAUGCUAAUGAAAUGCAGAAAAUUUUUGAUGCUAAAUUGGAAGAAUUAUGUCCAGGAGGCGUGUUACCGAUAACACCAACAAGUAUUCACUUUAAUAAUAACAACAACAUUAAUAGUCAUUAUAAUAACAACGUUUCAAGUAGUCAUGGCAACGCAACCUCUAUCUCAUAAUUGUUGGCAAAAAAAAAUUUUUUUUUCUUUCUUCCUUUCUUUAUAAUAAACAAAUAAAUAAUAAUAAUAAAAAAAA
Molecule: messenger RNA, 4347 nt
Organism: Cokeromyces recurvatus
Lineage: Eukaryota; Fungi; Mucoromycota; Mucoromycetes; Mucorales; Mucoraceae
Product: SNF2 family N-terminal domain-containing protein
Exons: 9
Coding region: 120-4271 (1383 amino acids)
Biological process (GO): positive regulation of transcription by RNA polymerase II
Cellular component (GO): nucleus
Molecular function (GO): DNA binding; ATP binding; histone binding
Source: RefSeq, a predicted model, not a curated record